AUGUUGGUGUGCUUGUACGUCCAGUUAUCCCGCUACUUACUUUCCGUUUCGGACUCCUCGCACACUCCACAGCUGCGCUUCUCUUCUGAAGCUCCCCUCGGAUUAUAUUCACGGACUAUCACAAUGCUGAUUUCACUUAUACCAGUGGCUCGGGUUCAAGGGAGUCAUAAAGCUGUGGUAUCCAUGAAGCCUGAUACACAUGUGUUCAUUGGAGAAACUGUUACUCUCAGAUGUGAAAUACAGAAUGGUAGGGACAUUCCAAAGAUAUACAGCUGGUAUAAAAAUAAAAACAGGCUUACAGACCCCACAGAACAGACUUUCACAAUCCAGACUGUUAGAGACUCUGACAGCGGAUACUACACCUGUGGAGAAUCGAGUUUAUUCCAGAGCUCAGAUACCAGUGAAGCUGUUACAAUGACUGUAUCAGCUAAACCCAAACCGACUGUGAGAGUGAAUCCUCAGAGCUCCGUCUACACUGGAGACACCAUCACUCUGAGCUGUGAGCUGCAGUCUACUGGAUGGGAGAUUCAGUGGCAUAAAAAUAAUCAGCAGUUACAACCUCAGAACAGUGAACAAGCAAACACACUGAAUAUGACAGUCAUUAAUGCAGAGGAAACAGAGUAUAAGUGUCGUGCACGCAGGAGAAACUACAGACUUUACUACACAGAGUUCAGUGAUCCUGUGAAGGUUACAGCGAGAGAGAGACCACAGGCAGUACUGAGUGUAUCUCCACAGAACUGGCUGACUGAAGGAGACUCAGUGACUCUAAGCUGUGAGGUUACAGACUCCUCUACAGACUGGACAUUCAGCUGGUACACAGUUGUUCCCUACAGAGACGGAUUAACUGAAGGACAAAUUAAUCAUGGCUAUAUCAUGUAUGUGGAGCUUCUCUCAGACAGCACCAGAGGAUCUGGAGGCAACCACACUCUCAGUCCUUCUGCUCUUCAUCACACAGGAGUUUAUGUGUGUAGAGGAGAGAGAGGAGAACCAGUCAUGCACACACUGUACAGCAAUUCACAGCCUCUAUGGAUUUCUGGUGAAUCUCCUCCAGUGUCUCUGAUCAUCAGUCCCAGCAGAACUCAACACUUUACUCGUGACUCUCUCUCACUGAGCUGUGAGGACCAGAGUAUCUCUACUGGAUGGACAGUGAGACGAUACACAGACAGUGAAGGAGUGUUAGAUUGUUCACAGUGGGGAUCAGUUACAGGAUCUACAUGUAACAUCAGCUUCCUCUCCACAAACUACACUGGAGUUUACUGGUGUGAGUCUAAAUCUGGAGAAAACAGUAGUCGUGUCAACAUCACAGUUCAUGAUGGUGGUGUGAUCCUGGAGAGUUCUGUUCAUCCUGUGACUGAGGGACAUCCUCUGACUCUACACUGUUUAUAUCGUAACACAAAUCCCUCAAAACUCCGAGCUGAUUUCUAUAAAGAUGGAUCAGUCGUCCAGAACCAGACUACAGGAGAGAUGAUCAUCCAUAAAGUCUCGAAGUCAGAUGAAGGUUUCUACCACUGUAAACACCCAGAGAGAGGAGAGUCACCGAGAAGCUGGAUCUCAGUCAGAUAUUUAGAUUCUAAAUUCAGUGUUGAAACAGGAGUAGUUGUGGGACUGAGUUUGGUCUUUGUGUUCAUUGUUUUGCUGAUAUUAAUGAUCCUGCUGUGGUGCUGCAAGAUGAAAAAAGAAAAGCAGCAGAAAUCCAGUCAGACAUCAGAGCAGAAUCAGAGGCGAUCAGGAGCUGAAGACUCUCAGUCAGGACACAAACCACUUCAGACUGGUGAAGCUGCAGCUCAGAGCAGUGAAGUUACUUACACACAGGUCAUGAAGAAAAAGAAGACAAACAGGAAGAAUGGUGCUGAUGCUCAACUUGACAAUAAUGAUGUUACUUAUGCUGAGGUUCAACUAAAGCCUAUGAAAAAAGCGAAGAGAGCACAAGAAAAGACCAGAGUGGAUGAUGAUACUGUUUACUCAGAGCUGCAUCAUAACAUGAAGCUGCCUUCACAUCUUCACAUCAGUCAUUACAUCCUACUUGGUUUGCCAUAUGAGCCAUGUGUCUGUCUACACUGAUGAAGCUACAGACAUCAGCAUGAGAGCUGGAAAUCUCUGAGUUGUGCUUUUCUUCUGUUUUUCCCAAAAUUUUCAGAUGUUAAAUGGUUCUCUGAACCAUUUCCACAAUAUCAGAAUGUUUCCUGAAAUAUGUGUAAACCAGUGUAAAGUUCAGGAGAUGGUUCAAGUCAUUCUAAAGAGUUUUAUGAUCUACCAAUAUGAUAGAGUUUUAUGAUCUUUAAAAAUAUAUUUAUCAAGAGAAAAUGUUGAUGAAUUGUUUGAGGGUUGAGUUUUUCUUCUGCAGAAUAACAUCUGGCAUGUGGGAAAUAAAUGUGUCCCAAUGUAGUCACCUGCACCUUCAAACCUCAAAACAUUUCCUGCACAGAAAUCAGCACAAAUGGUUGUUCAGAAAAAAAUGUAAUACUAAGUUAGUCGCUGGACCUCCGUUAACACAAAUCAUACCAUAGUAGAGUUUAAUUCAGACAGAAUGGAAUAAGAUAGGUGAAUAAGUGAAUAUGGUUUCAGUUGCAGGAUUUGAGAAUGAAAAUGUGCAGUGGAAUAGUUUCCAGUGUAGGUUGUAUUUUCUGUAAAUGUGACUGCAGUCAGAGCGGUUGGUGAGAAGCUCAGUGUUACUGGAGUUAAAGGAAGUACAUUUUUGCAUGGAUGCAAAAUAAAAACAAGUUCAUUGGCUGUUAUCUGAAUUAUAGUGGCGAACGUUUAUUGUGUUUUGUGUUUUCUCAGUAUCAGUUCCACCACUACUGUAUAUGUAUAUCUUAUUUUCUUUGUGAGAUUACAUCUAAUUAAAUUACAAGG
This is a messenger RNA of Silurus meridionalis, 2853 nucleotides long. Its product is annotated as carcinoembryonic antigen-related cell adhesion molecule 5-like. The record is from RefSeq and is a predicted model, not a curated record. Gene Ontology annotation, molecular function: transmembrane signaling receptor activity. Lineage: Eukaryota; Metazoa; Chordata; Actinopteri; Siluriformes; Siluridae. The transcript has 14 exons. The coding region runs from base 1 to 2061 and encodes 686 amino acids. Gene Ontology annotation, biological process: cell surface receptor signaling pathway.